This is a messenger RNA of Naumovozyma dairenensis CBS 421, 1152 nucleotides long. RefSeq names its product diphthamide synthase (gene RRT2). The transcript has a single exon. Bases 1 to 1152 code for a protein of 383 amino acids. The record is from RefSeq and is a predicted model, not a curated record. Gene Ontology annotation, molecular function: protein binding. NCBI's taxonomy places the organism in Eukaryota, Fungi, Ascomycota, Saccharomycetes, Saccharomycetales, Saccharomycetaceae.
AUGGAAGAAUCGAAAGUGCUUGCUUGCACCAAAUUAAAAUAUCCGCCAUGUUGCUUACAAAUAUUUAAAAAUAAUGGUAAAAAGAAACGAAUCAUCCUAGGUACAUAUGAAUUAAAUAAAGAAACUGGAUAUCGAGUUGGUACAUUGGAUUUACUUGAUGAAGAUCUUCAACUUAUUACAUCUCAAGAUACUUAUGGUGCGGUUUUAGAUUUGAAAUUGAAUCCGUUCGACAAUUCACUUCUUGCUUCGGGACAUUCUACUGGGAAUAUCAUGCUAUGGAAGGUGUCUUCAGAAACAGAUGAAUUGGUUUUACUAAGCAAUUUACAAAUAUUUGAAACCGAUAAAUUGGUUACAUCUUUACAUUGGUCACCAUUAGUGAAGAAUUUCAUGAUGAUAACGAAUACAGCGGGAGAGAUGGCGACCAUUGAUAUCGAAACGCAGAUGAUUUCUUCUUUUAAUUCCGGACUAAGCAGCACAUCUACCCAUGUUGAUACAUUGACAUGGAAAGAAUAUGAGGUUCAAGGUAAGCAGGAAAAUGCAAUUGCCUGUUUCCCAGACACAUUUACGGGAAAACAUGGAUUAGAAUGUUGGACUGCAGAAUUUGGAGUAUUGAGUCCAUUUGAAAAUGUUGUAUUUACAGGAGGUGAUGAUGCCACAAUAAUGGCGCAUGAUUUACGUUCUAAGGGUUCCAUUUGGAGUAAUAAUAGGAUACAUGAGGCAGGGGUAGUUGGGAUCAAAUGUAGUACCCCCACUUUCCGUUCCAAUAGGCCAAUGUCUUUGAUCACAGGCUCAUAUGACGAUUAUAUCAGAUCUUUCGAUCUUCGAAUGCUUGGAGAUAAUAUAUAUCCAGGAGACAAUAUACCGGUAGCGCAAUUAAGUAGCCGAAACUUGGGAGGAGGGGUAUGGAGAUUUAGUAACUGUCCAACGAAUGGCGAUGGAGAAGAUAUGGAUAAGUUGUUAGUCUGUUGCAUGUAUGAUGGUGCAAAGAUAGUUUCUAUAGACGAGAGUAAUAAUGGAACAGAAGAUUAUUUCUUAGUUUCAAAUUACUUAAAGACAGGGCAUGAGUCGAUGUGUUAUGGUGGUGAUUGGGAUUCAGACUUCAUAGCUACUUGUUCAUUUUACGACAAGUCUGUCCAGAAGUGGAAUCCGUGA